Messenger RNA from Striga hermonthica, 2052 nucleotides. The record is from the annotation of a GenBank genome assembly. Lineage: Eukaryota; Viridiplantae; Streptophyta; Magnoliopsida; Lamiales; Orobanchaceae.
AUGGGAGGAUCCAAGGCUCUGACCGUUUGCGGAAAAAGACAAUUGUGGUGGGCAUUGUAUCCUCCUGGAAGAGUUCCUUUAGGAGUGACAGUACAUGUGAAUGAUGACGAUGGUGAUGUCAAUAUUGAUACUCCAUCAUCUUUGCAGUGGUGGUUGGAUUUCUACCCUCUACUUGGUGAUAAUGACAAACCAAUAGAGUGUACCCAACUUCCUGGCGAGACAAUAUAUGUUCCGAGUGGGUGGUGGCACUGUGUGUUAAAUUUGGAAACUACUAUUGCUGUCACACAAAAUUUUGUUAACUCCAAAAACUUUGAGUUCGUGUGUCUGGACAUGGCUCCUGGUUACCGUCAUAAAGGUGUCUGCCGUGCGGGUUGGCUUGCUAUUGAUGAUGAUGACGACAUUGAGGCUAUUAGGAAUAAUGCCAUGUUUAGUGAAAAUAAUUUGAGCUACUCUGACCUGGAUAGGAAAGAGAGGAGUAUCCAGUCACCAAUAAACUCUGGCGAUGGUAGUAAUGACAUACAUAAAAGUGAUUGUUUUGGUAAUUUAGAAUACUCUUACAGUAUAGAUUUCUUAGCUCUGUUUUUGGAUAAGGAGAGAGACCACUAUACUUCUCUGUGGUGUUCUGGAAGCAGUAUAGGACAGCGAGAAAUGCGAGAUUGGUUGUGGAAGCUUUGGAUUGGAAGACCAGAACUCAGAGAUCUCAUAUGGAAGGGAGCUUGUCUUGCCCUCAAUGCUGGAAAAUGGUAUGAUCGUGUGAAGGCAAUUUGCACAUUUAACGAGUUACCUUCACCUGUGCACGACGAGAAACUUCCAGUUGGCACAGGCAGCAAUCCCGUCUAUCUCACUGGUGACUAUGUUGUAAAAAUAUUUGCUGAAGGAGGACUUGAAGCUUCACUUUAUGGUUUAGGCACUGAGCUUGAGUUCCAUAAUCUACUAAAUAAUCAGAAUUCCUCUAUAAAGAACUACAUUCCCUCUGUACUGGCAAGUGGGAUUCUUGUUUCCGAACACGGAUCGUUUAGAGUCUUUCCCUGGGAUGGUAGAGGCAUACCUGAGGUGAUUACCUCCAGCAAUCUACUCUCAGUACACCAAACGGAAGCUGAUUAUCCAUUUGGUGUUUGGGGCAAAAAAGAAUUUGAAUAUCAAAAUGCCGGAAAGCAAUUGCAUGAAUCUGGAGAUUGUAGUAAAAGCUCGUACAUGUGGCCGUACAUUGUGACAGAAAGAUGCAGGGGGAGAAUAUUUGCCGACCUAAGAGAUACCCUCUCGUUAGGAGAUGUUCUCAAUUUGGCUUCCUUUUUGGGCGAGCAGCUGCAUAAUCUUCAUGUCCUGCCUAUCCCUGGCGCAUCACAAAUUAAUGGGAAUGCAGGAAGGAUUGACCAUUCAGCUGAAUGGAGAUUACUUAUCACGAUUCUAAACCGGGAAAGGAAGGACAUUUUAAAUCAUUUGUCUGAAUGGGGUGAUCCAAUUCCUGCCAACCUGAUAGAGAAAGUUGACGAGUACGUUCCACAUGAUUUAACUGUACUAUUUAAUAUUUUUGAGAACGAGACAGAGGUUCACAAAUCUUGGACCUGGAUACACUCCGAUGUCAUGGACGAUAAUAUCUACAUGGCACCUAGUACUUCAGCUUAUUUAUCCGGUGAAAGAAAUACACCUCAUCCAGCAGAAAAAUCCGGUGCGGCAGGAUCUAAGAGCAACACGGAAAAGGAAUCUUGGUACCCAAGCCACAUCCUUGAUUUUAGUGAUUUGACUAUAGGGGAACCUAUACUUGACCUAAUCCCUUUAUAUCUUGACGUCUUUCGAGGAGAUUCUCAUCUCUUGACGCAGUUCCUUAAGAGUUAUAAGCUUCCCUUAAUGAGAAAGACUUCUCCAUCGAAGGCGGUCGAGGGAAAAAGAUAUCACCAACUCUCUUACCGAGCAAUGUGUUAUUGUAUUUUGCACAAGGACAACGUUCUGGGAGCCAUUUUUAGCCUCUGGAAAGAACUAAGAACAGCAACCUCAUGGGAAGAAGUUGAGGAAAAAGUUUGGGGUAACCUGAACAACUACUCAGGCAUCUGA